Molecule: messenger RNA, 1311 nt
Organism: Symbiodinium necroappetens
Lineage: Eukaryota; Dinophyceae; Suessiales; Symbiodiniaceae
Source: the annotation of a GenBank genome assembly
AUGUCCUGGCUCUUCUUCGCUUCCUUGGGCUUGCAGGGCUGGCUCAGCCGCGGCUACGACAAUGGCGCUCCCCACUCCCGGUUGCCACCUCUGGGCUGGUCCAGUUGGGUAGGUCUCGGCCGCCAGUGGCCGGGCCCAGAAGCGCAGGCACCAGAGUUCGACUUCUGUGACGAAGCGAGCGUGAAGCUUUCUGUCGACGCCUUUCAUCAGGUUGGCCUUUAUGAUGCCGGCUAUCGCCACUUUCAUUUGGAUGACUGCUGGGCGGACCACGAGAGAAAUGCCUCGGGCUUCUUGCAAGCAGACAGGCAGCACUUUCCGAAUGGCAUGAAGCCCAUCGUAGACUACGCGCACUCCAAGGGCCUCACCUUUGGACUGUACACCUGCGCUGGGACCUACACUUGCGUCGGUCGGCGACCUGGCUCCAAGGGGCAUUUCGCGGAGGAUGCAGCGGUUUUUGCAGAGUGGGGCGUGGACGUGGUGAAGAUGGACUGGUGUUUCACGGAGGGAAUGGAGCCUGAGCCGACCUACACAGCCUUCUCGAAAGCUUUGAAUGCCACAAACCGGCCGAUCCACUUCAACAUGUGCGAAUGGGGGAAGGAGAAGCCCUGGACCUGGGGCCCUGCAGUCGCCCAGUCCUGGAGGGCCACAGGCGAUCACGUCCCGCUCUGGUCGGACACAAAGAGGGUCAUCGAAGAGAGGACGAAGAUCCCUGAGGAGUACGCCGGCCGCCCCUUUGCCUGGAAUGACAUGGACAUGCUGGAGACCGGGAACUACCGGCAGGCCGCCCAUGCCAACGGGAAGACCGGGAACAUGACGAAAGUCGAGUACCGAACCGAGGUCUCCAUGUGGGCUAUCCUGGCCUCACCGCUCAUCGUUACGACUCCCCUCCUGAACUGCUCGAAGACGGAUCAGAUCUUAGGGAACUUCACAUCAGGCAGCUGCAGGCCCUCCAUUACACCCCUGCAGAAGGAGCUCCUUCUGAACAAAGAGGUCCUUUCAGUGAACCAGGCGGAUACCGCUCCGGGUCGGCUGGUGAAAGACUUCGGUACUUGGAGGGUUUACAGCAGACUGAUGGGCGAUAUAUCCACGGCCGUGGCUUUUUACAAUCCGUCCGAUACCAAAGUCUUUGCCAGUGUGGAGUUAUCCACACUGGGAUGGCCCAAGGGCUCUUCGGCAAGCGUGCGAGACCUCUGGGCUCAGAAGCACUUACUGAACACGUUUGAGCGCUUCCCGACCGUGGGUAGUGUCGGCAUCGAACCGCACGAGACUCUCCUGUUGCGAUUCGACCGAGUGUCGGAGCUGGUCGUGUGA